AUGGAGGUUGCCCGGCAGGAGCAGGCCCGCCAGCUGGCCGUGCUGCCGGAGGAGGACCCCCUCCUCGACUCGCCGCAGCCAGCAGCGCCCUGCCGCGCGCGGGGCUGCAGGCUGACCAGCGCAGGUUCGCUCUCUUUCCUUGCUGUGGCUGCCUUGGCCGGUGCCGGGUGCUGGCUCUGGAAGGGCACGGAGUCGAGGAGACCGCUGUCGCAGGCACAGUUGCCACAUUCCAUCGGGCAGGCCGAGGGCAAGAUCGCUUCCGACGGUCACGAAGCUCUUCGGGCUUCCGCUCGUCACCAUUCACAUGGCCACAGGAAGGCCACAGCGGGUGCGUCUCACAGCAGGGAGCCGAAGCGCAAAAUCCCCGCAACCACGCUCACCACGACCACGUCCACCACCGAGCACGAGGCCGACGGCGGUGAUAAUCCCUUGCAGCAGAUCCAGCACUGGCCAGGCUGGGAAGUCGUGUUUCCCUGGAUCACUACGGUGACGAGCACAACCACAACCACCACCACCACGACCACCACCUACACUGGGACAACGACGCGCACAACGACGACAACGAGCACUACGACCAACACCACCACCACUACCACUUCCACCACGCCUUGUCAGGCUGUUGCCGAUGGUGACGCCUGUUACCUCGAAAUUGUGGGGGCGAUGCACGGCCUCCGUGCGAACCCAGAAGCGUACGAGAACCUCACGUUGUGGUCCACCUUCGAGGAGGUGCAGUCAUGGCUCCACCGUGGCGGAUCGUCGGAGUGCACCCUUCCGUGCGAGUGCGAAACCACGCAGUACGACGACAGCUGCUACGGCUCCGUCGAGUGGGCCUUCACCACGGGCAUGCAAGAGCACCCCGAUUGGUAUCCAGACAUGGACCAGCAGACGCCCCUCGAGACUAUCCAGGCGCACGUGGCAAAGUACGGGGACGAGUGCGGGCAGCCUUGCAGGCCCCGAUACACCGCCGAGAGGACGAGCCUGUUCUGCUUCUCCAUCACUAGGCCCGAUGGCUACGAGCGCGCGGUCAUGGAGGCGCAGCAUGCGCGGGGAGCUGGCAUAUUCGGUUGCGAUGGGCACGCGGUACUCAGCUCCAAGGUCUUCAGCAUAGGCGAGCCAGACCCCGACAGGCCAGACGGACCCAAGCAGGCCCUGAACACGACCCUGUUCCAUCCCGCGAAGGUGGGAGUCUCCAAGGAUGGCACCGCCGCGAACACGUUACUGUUCAUGCACGCCUGGGACGUGGUCAAGAACAAGACCCUCGCGCUGCACUAUAACUGGGUCAUCAAGGCGGACCCCGACGCGGUGAUCCUGCCUGAUCGACUGCGGAAGCACCUGUCGCCCUUCGACGGCUCGAAAACCUACGUGCGCAACUGCAACGCGGUGCCCGAGUCGGCCGACUUCCCAAUGAUGUUCGGGUCCCUGGAGGUUCUUUCGAGCCUGGCCAUGAAGGAGUAUUUCCACGGCGGCGAGCAUAAGUGCAAGGAGCAGCUCGACUGGAAGUCCUGGGGCGAGGACUACUUCCUGGGGAAGUGCAUGCUUCUCCUGGGUGUCGCGCCGGUGGACAACUUCAACAUCAUCAGCGACGGUGUGUGCAUGGGAGUGGACUGCACCGACUCGACCGCCGCGGCCUUCCACCCUUUCAAAAGCGCGGACGAGUGGGUGACGUGCUGGAAGCAGGCGACCCGCGACGGCCACAUGUCGCUCGUGCCCCUCCCCGAGAUCGCCUCCUGA
Messenger RNA from Prorocentrum cordatum, 1731 nucleotides. The record is from the annotation of a GenBank genome assembly. NCBI's taxonomy places the organism in Eukaryota, Dinophyceae, Prorocentrales, Prorocentraceae.